Messenger RNA from Diaporthe amygdali, 882 nucleotides. RefSeq lists its product as uncharacterized. The record is from RefSeq and is a predicted model, not a curated record. Bases 1 to 882 code for a protein of 293 amino acids. Gene Ontology annotation, molecular function: superoxide dismutase copper chaperone activity; copper ion binding. Lineage: Eukaryota; Fungi; Ascomycota; Sordariomycetes; Diaporthales; Diaporthaceae. Gene Ontology annotation, biological process: removal of superoxide radicals. The transcript is spliced from 4 exons. Gene Ontology annotation, cellular component: cytoplasm.
AUGACGGUGGAUCAGAAGUUUGAGGUUCGUCAUGUCUCCCACUGGGUCUCAAGUCCAACCUGGGCACGGUCUCCAUACCGGACAAUGGAGGCCUAUAAUCUCACCAAGAGGCGCCGCUACAAGACCCUUUUCGCGGUGCCUAUGACCUGCGAAGGCUGCGUCAAGGAUGUUUCAGACUCGCUCUACAAGGUCGAUGGCAUUUCCAAGGUUGAAGCAAAUUUGAAGGAACAGAUGGUCAGAGUUGAAGGCACAGCACCACCAUCAGCUAUUGUCGCGACGAUCGAGGCGACUGGUAGGGAUGCGAUCCUGAGAGGGUCGGGAACAUCAAACAGCUCGGCAGUCAGCAUACUUGAGACAUACGCCCAGCUCAAGGAGGAGCGAGACCAGGUGCCCGACCAUCAGAAGAACAGAGAAGUGAGAGGCCUCGCGCGUAUGGUCGAGGUGUCCAAGACGGUGACGCUUGUGGACCUGACAAUACGCGGCGUCGAGCCGGGUACCUAUCGGGCCACCAUCCGCGAAUAUGGCAACCUGGCGGAAGGCGCAUCCUCAACAGGGCCAGUCUGGAAGGGUGACCUUGCCGGUCAGUCGGAUCAGAAGAGCCAAGUGAGAGGAGAGCUUGGUAAUGUGGAAAUUGGGCCAGGCGGUCGGGGCAGCAUAUUCCUCGACCGGCCAUUCCAGGUAUGGGAGGUUAUAGGGCAUGCUUUUGUCGUGUCUCGCCAAGGUGAGACAGAUGGCAAACCGCUGGAGAACGACGACAACACUGUUGUUGGUGUGAUUGCGCGGAGUGCUGGAAUGUGGGACAACGACAAAACUGUAUGCUCUUGCACCGGCAAGACGCUGUGGGAGGAGAGAAAGGACGAGGUCAGGAACGGCAUGCUGUGA